Molecule: messenger RNA, 3656 nt
Organism: Rhincodon typus (whale shark)
Lineage: Eukaryota; Metazoa; Chordata; Chondrichthyes; Orectolobiformes; Rhincodontidae
Product: myomesin-3-like
Exons: 24
Coding region: 1-2598 (865 amino acids)
Molecular function (GO): protein binding
Source: RefSeq, a predicted model, not a curated record
AUGACCCCACCCCUGAGCACCAAACCAUGUGAAGUAGGAAGUGACAAGUGGAUUCAGUGCAAUGAAGUUCCUGAGAAAUUAUGCAAGUUUCCUAUUGUGGGCCUAUCGGAAAACCAAACGUAUCAGUUCCGUGUUCGAGCCGUCAAUGCAGCAGGGAUCAGCAGACCUUCCCGGAUCUCGGACCCAGUGACCACAACUGAUCCUACAGCUGGGGACAGAAUAAUGAAUAUCCAGACUGAUAUAGGCAACAUCCUGAUUACUAAAGAUGAGCUUGAAGGAGAUGUCCGUGUCCCACACCCUCCGACUGAUCUUCAGGUGAGGGAAAUUGGACAAACCUAUGCUGCCCUCUGCUGGAAGGAACCUUGUCCCCGAGGCAGGGAACCUCUGAUGUACUACGUGGAAAAGUCAGUCGCUGCAAGCAGCAGUUGGCAGAGAACAAACUGUGAAAUUCCAGUGAGCUGCCCAAGGUUUGCUGUCACUGACUUGGUCAAAGGCAAGUUAUAUUGUUUCAGAGUCCGAGCUGUCAAUAAAUAUGGGAUCAGUGAGCCAUCGCAGCCUUCUGAAGGUGUUUCACUUGGAAAAACCCCAGCUGCUCUUUCUCCACCACAUGAUGUAAUUGCCGUCAGGAACACAAGGACGUCUGUGAUGGUUCAAUGGAAAGGACCUGAAGAUGAAACGGACCUCCGAGGGUUUUAUGUUUAUGCUUGUGAGGUUGGGACAAACAACUGGGAGACCUGCAACAAUAAACCUGUCAAUUCAAAAAGUUUUCCAGUCCAUGGCCUCACUCCUGGAAAGAAAUAUGUAUUUCGAGUGAAAUCUGUCAGUCCAGCGGGGCUCAGUGACUAUUCUGUUGAAGCUACGCCCAUUGUAGUGAACAAUCCCAUCUUUGCUAUGGCUUUCAGCUUAGAAUUCGAAAUACAGAACAGCAUUUUACACAGUCAGAUACCAAGAUAUUUUAAACAAUUUCCUUUGGAAAUCCAUGAACAGAUUACAAAUCUGUUAACUUGCACAGGCACCACAGAGAUAGAUAUCGGUGUGGACGAAGAUGGAAAUAUUUUCCUGGCUUUGCAGAACCCUGAGGCUAUGGAUGCAUCAAAGUUUGUUUGGUCCAAGGAUUACCAAGAAAUAUCAACCCCUGAGAGAGUGCUGAUUGAAACAACCGGAGACACAUCUAAACUGAUCUUGAUUGAUCCUUCGGAAGAGGAUUUGGGUACUUACUCUGUCAUCGUAACCGGAACUGAUGGUGUUUCAUCCAGUCAUACUUUAACAGAUGAAGAGUUGCAGAAUCUAAAGAAACUGAGCCAUCAAAAAAGAAACCCACUAAUUAAGGUAAAUUCGAAUUGGGCUGUUGAGCAUCUGGAGAAGGGUGCUGUUCGUCUCUGGCUGCAGGUCGAGAGCUUAUCACCAGCUGCACAGUUACGAUUCAUCUUUAAUGAGAAGGAAGUUUCAAGCACUCCGACUCACAAGAUCAAUUUUGAUAAAGCCAAUGGGAUUAUAGAAAUGAUCAUUCAGAAGUUUUCUGAUGAAGAUGAAGGCUCCUACACUGCCCAGCUGCAGGAUGGAAAAGCCAAGGGUCAGUUCACAUUGGUGCUGAUUGAUGAAAAGUUCAAAGACAUAUUGUCACAGUGUGAUUUCCAAAGGAAUGAAUGGGAGAGAAAACAAGGGCCUUAUUUUGAGAAGUACUUGCACUGGGAAGUGACUGAAGAAUGUAAUCUUCUUCUCACUUGUAAGGUGUCGAACACUAAGACCCAGAGCAGCAUUGAUUGGUUUAAAGAUGGGGAAAAUCUUUCAGAUGUGACAUAUGAUCCUCAGACUGGUCUCAGCUCCCUUUCAAUCUCACAGGUCACUAGGAAGGAUGAAGGUGUUUAUAAAGCAGUGGUGGCAGAUGAAAGGGGACGAGAUUCUAGUGUUCUUGAGUUGCUCAAUCAAGCAUUUGAUGACAUUCUCAAGGAAAUCUGCAGAAUUGGUGGCGCUUCAGCUUCAGAACUGAAAGUACAGGGCACGGCUGAUGGAAUAAAGCUAUAUUCCUUAACAAAGUGUAACAUGGAAUAUAUGAAAAAGACCUGGUAUUUAAACAACAAAUGCCUGGAGUCUCAAGAAAGAAGGAGAAUGGGAUUUGAUGAUGAACACAUUUGGCUGCAGAUCUACAAUCCUACUGAAGCAGACAAAGGGAAGUAUACCCUGGAUCUGUUUGAUGGUAAAGAGACACAUAAACGAGUCCUUAAUUUAUCAGAACAAGUAUUUAAUGAAGCAAUAACAGAACAUCAACGACUAAAGCAGGCAGCAUUUGCAGAAAAACAUAGAGCUAAAGUGGUCAAGGGUCUACCUGAUGUUGUUAACAUCAUGGAGAAUAAGGCUCUGUGCUUAUCUUGUUCCAUUUCUGGAGAUCCCAUUCCAGAGGUAUUAUGGAUGAAAAAUGAUCGCACAAUCCCUUCUGGUGAGCGCUAUCAGGUCACUGUUGACAAGAUGACUGUUAACUUCACCAUCCAACAGGUCACUUCUGAAGACUCUGGGAAAUACAACAUGUUUGUAAAGAACAAAUAUGGUUCUGAAACAGCUACUGUAACAGUGGGUGUCUAUAAACAUGGGGAAGAGUGAAUAAUUUCUCAAAGAAAACUGUUUAGUUCAGGACUUAGAACAGUCCAGCAUUGAAGAUAAAUGGCUCACUGGCAAAAACCUUUUUUUGUGUGAAAUAUUGAAUACCAGAACAUUAUGUUUGUGGUGAUAUUAGUACUUUGGUUGAAAAAGUAACAUGGAAAAUUACAGCUAGGUAUUGAGUGAGAUAGGAAUCAUUUUGAUGAAACAACGGAAAUCCGUGUCUCUCUGAAGGUGACAGAAGGAGGCAACGUUUCAGAAAAGCUAGGAAAUUGGAAGUAAAGACAAAGCCUGGGGAAGAUGAAUUUUGGAAUAAAAGAAAUUCGGCAAAAUCAAUGGAACUAAGUUCAAAUGAAAAUUGGAUGCACUUUGGAAAAGAGUAGAAACUGAGAGAUUUGAUGAGAAUGCAACAAAUAGGGUUAGAUGGGAGAUGUGUCAAAUAAGGAUUUAUGAAUCUAAAGGUAAUUUCUUGAUGCAAAUAAUUUCUACCUUCUCCUUUUCCAAGCAAUGGGAGUUAGAUUUUCAUCUUAACAAUCUCAGCAUUAAAAAUUACUCGUUCAUGAAACAGAAGAGAAAAUCCGAUGGAAAGGAUCAUAUGCUCCUUAAGGACCUGCCCUGGAUCCACAGCUGUUGCUGUGAAAGUGGUGAUAUUGGAGGGAAAUAGGGUUAGUGUUAGGAUUAAGAUUAGCAUACAGGUUAGGGUUAAAAGUAGGGUUGGGGUUAGGAGCAGCAUAGAGCUAUGUUGUUAAUCUCAAGAACUAAAAUCGGCCACAAUCCUUGCUGUCAGUUUUAGCUCAGGAAUCCUAAGUGGAAAUGUUAUGUGUAAGGACCUAGUAAGGAAAUAAUGACAUUUGCUCAUGUGUGCUGAAUGCUUAUCAAUGCUUACUUUCUGAACUGUGUGAUUAACUGCUUUUAAUAAACCAAUCAUUUCCAUGAUACAAAUUUAUGGCAUAUGCAGGAAAUUUGUCCUAAUCAAAUGUGCUACAUGCAUUCAAAAACUCUCAAAUAAUGGCAUAGUGGAUUGAGACAAAUCUUUUUCUUUAGGUUCUUGAUUAAUAUCC